AUGGCGACUGGAACAGACGAUAUUGUGAAAUGUUGUUUGAUUUCUUGUGAUAAAGGUACCAUUAGAGAGACAGAUGGACAUGUGGAUGUCAGGGCGUAUGCUGUUCCAAAAGAAAAGAGAUCAGGUUUCCUUGUUAAUUGGAAUGAGGACGGAUUUGCAACGUUCCACGAAGAAUGUUGGUUUGCCUUAUUUAGGCUGUCUACAGACAAAGCAUCAGACAUUACAAAGGAGGAAAACAACAUGGUGAAGGAGGCUAAAAAGACAGCAGAAAUCCAUAACUCGUACGCAAAACUUAAACAGGAAGUGGAACACAUAGCAAAACUGAUAACAAAUGCUAAAUAUUGUAUAGCGUUUACAGGAGCUGGUAUUUCCACCGCAGCCGGUAUAGGAGAUUUCCGAGGAAUUCGUGGCAAAUGGACAGAAAGAGACAAAGUCAAACAACAUGGAACCAAAGGGAAAUCCAAGAAAUACACACGUGACUUUCAAAAGCUCCGCCCAACUUACACGCACGAGGCGAUAGUCAAACUAAUGGAAACUGGAAAAUUAAAGCACGUGAUCAGUCAAAAUGUUGAUGGGCUGCAUCGUUUGUCUGGAAUUGAAGAAGGUCAAAUAUCGGAACUUCAUGGCAAUACCUUUGUCGAAAAAUGUGAAAAAUGCAAUAAACGUUAUGUAAGAAAUUUCAGAUGUGGGGGAAAAGCUACUAAUGUGCCCGUUAAUAAGUGCAAGCAUUGUCGGAUUAAUCAUCGGACUGGUCGUGUCUGUGAUGAUAAGAAGUGUAACGGAUACUUGAUGAACACCAUAAUAAACUUCGGGGAUUAUCUGGAAGGAGAUGUAUUGCGCGGCGCUGAAGAACACGCUGAACGCUCUGAUCUUGUUUUGGCACUUGGAACAACACUUCAGGUUUCUCCAGCAAACGACUUGGUGGAAAUGGGUGAAGAACCAACACGUUUAGUCAUCUGCAACAGACAAGUGACUGAUUAUGAUGAUACUUGUUUGGAGCUGGAUGAUAAAGGAGUUCCAUUGGGAUCAAGGGUCUUCGGAGACUGUGAUAAGUUAAUGCGUGAAGUAAUGCGAUGUGUUCUUCCAAAAGAGGAACUGACAAAAUGGGAGCAAGAAAGAGAUGUUAGAAUGCUUACAUACGACACAAAACGAAAAUUGUAGAACUAACAGGAUAAAAAAAAUCAUUCCAAAUUAUUCUUUUACUUACAAGCAUUUAAAAAAAAAGUAACAAGCAGAUGUCGAAAUUUCAAAAAAUUUGCAUUCUUCUUAAUGUAGCUUAAUCAGUGCUACUAAUGCGCAUUAAAAUUUAUAUGUAUAUUCUUAUUUUAUACCUUCUGGGAAUUAUGAAGAAAAUUCAUACUGUUAUUAAACCUUCUCAUUCAUACA
Messenger RNA from Saccostrea echinata, 1386 nucleotides. Its product is annotated as NAD-dependent protein deacylase sirtuin-6-like. The coding region runs from base 1 to 1161 and encodes 386 amino acids. The record is from RefSeq and is a predicted model, not a curated record. Lineage: Eukaryota; Metazoa; Mollusca; Bivalvia; Ostreida; Ostreidae. Gene Ontology annotation, molecular function: NAD+ binding. The transcript has 6 exons.